Aspergillus aculeatinus CBS 121060 is the source of this 1107-nucleotide messenger RNA. RefSeq lists its product as uncharacterized. NCBI's taxonomy places the organism in Eukaryota, Fungi, Ascomycota, Eurotiomycetes, Eurotiales, Aspergillaceae. The transcript has a single exon. The record is from RefSeq and is a predicted model, not a curated record. Bases 147 to 947 code for a protein of 266 amino acids.
UGGAGGAUAGAGCUGCCGCCGAUGGUUCGGAUGCACUGAGCUUUAAAUGUAAGCUUAUUUGAACGUUUCUCGAUGCUGUACGUUGUGUGUUCGUGUAAAAAACCCCUCCAUUGUUGGUGUUGAGCUUCUUGCCCGGGAUAAGACGGAUGUAUAGCGCUAUUUCGAACACGGGCAAUGGGUCAAAAGACCGGUCGGUCACGUGCAGACUAGAAAAAAGAUAUUUUUUCUCAAUCCUUUCCCUACCUUGUCACGAGAAAUGCAAAAAAACACAAUCAAUCAACCCAAAAAAAUUGAAUGAAGAGAUCCCACGAGCGAAGAAGAAAACUCCACCAGGAGAUUUGGACCAGAGGUAUAGUAAGGCAACGGGCCACUCAGGAAGCAGCACUGGAUUGCAAUGGGCGGGCUGCAGGCCGACCAAAGUGGAGACCAACUCAUCGUGUGAUAAACUGAUGGGUAGCAUUAUUAAUGCGCACCGUGAUGGAUGUGGAUUCAUGCCAAAAAUGAUGGUAACGGCUUCAAGUUCAAUCCCAAUCAGAUACCAGCGCAAUAGCCAGGAUCGGACCACCACCACCACCACCCCCUCUUACAGGUGCCGUCCCGUGCCCUGCAGGCGCAAGGAUCUGUGUGCAACACGGCCAGCCACGUCACGUCGCUACCAUGCUGAUCAACAACGGAGACAGCGCUAUAGUGUAAAAACAAACAGUCAAUGCGUAGACUGUCAAUCUGACCAUCAGCCGUUAAUCCAUGCUGGACAAGGAAACUACAACGAGGCCCCAGCGAGAACAGCCAGCCCUCCGCCGCAGGAGACACUAAGCAUGGUGGAUGACAUGGUGGUGAUCUUUCACAGUAUCUGUCGCGAGAGGGCGGAUGUUGACGAUCGACAGCAGUAUCUUGUUUCUUUUCUUUUCUUUUCUUUUUUUUUUCGCAGCGUCGCUCGCCCAGCAUAAUCUCCGUCCGAGACUCCGAAGAGAUCCGAGCAACGGUUGAGAGAUGGCGAUGGAACGAGAAUGAUCCCUAAAGCCGAAAUCAUAGAUCCAUAACAAAGCUAUGUGUAGAACAAAAAAAAUGGCUCAGUCUGUCAAGCAAAUCCUAAAAUGGAGAUGAGCC